Protopterus annectens (West African lungfish) is the source of this 2092-nucleotide messenger RNA. RefSeq names its product PIF1 5'-to-3' DNA helicase (gene PIF1). Bases 185 to 2092 code for a protein of 635 amino acids. NCBI's taxonomy places the organism in Eukaryota, Metazoa, Chordata, Ceratodontiformes, Protopteridae. Gene Ontology annotation, biological process: telomere maintenance; DNA repair. Gene Ontology annotation, molecular function: DNA helicase activity; ATP hydrolysis activity. The transcript is spliced from 12 exons. The record is from RefSeq and is a predicted model, not a curated record.
GUGGGGUGUUGUUCAAAGCUGCAGCUGUUCACCGGGUGUAUAGUAAGGGUUUUUACUGUAUAGCAUUUAGGGGCUAGUGCAAUAAUAGUUGUGGGUCAGCAAAUGAAGUUUUGAACUGAAGUAUUCACUCCUUAAGCAGCACUUGGAUUGACAGUGAUUCCGGUGACAAAUCUAUACCUGCAGGAUGUCCCCAGGAAUGCAGAGUGUUGAAAUUCAGUGUAGCGCGGCUAUUGAGCACCUUAAUAAUGCUGGCCAGGCAGUUAAACGGAAAGCUAUUCGGAAUGCUUGUCUUACACUUGGACGCAAUGAAUUCCGGGAAAUAGUCUUGCGGGUGGACGAUUUUAAAGUUCCACAGUCUUUCUUUCUUCGUGAAGUUCAACUCUUUACUCGGUUCAUUCGAGAUGGAAAGAGUUCCAUUAAACUCAUUCCAGAAAAUGUACAAAUUUUAAUUUCAAACUGUCCACCUGACAAACUUAAAAUUUUUAUUAAAACUUUGUUAGUGAAGUAUGAAGCUGAGAAAGUGACAGGGAAGCCAGUCAGUGACCGAACACGUCUUCUUUCUACACUUCCAAGAGUAUUUGAGACCAUCAGUCCCUUACAGUUAAAGGAUGUGGAGAAAGCAAAUGAACUGAGGGCAAGAACUAAUGAGACUGCCACAACUCCUAAACAGCCUAUGAAAAGCAAAGGGCCUAACGGACUGCAAAGUGGACAAACAAAACGGCCAAGGACUGUGUCCUCGGACAACUGUUUAGUAACUGGAUUGAAGGAAGCCAAGAAGCCAGUGUUAUCAAUGCCAGUACGAUCAAAAUUGACAAAGGAACAGUCCCAGGUUCUUGCUGCUGUGCUUGGUGGGAAAAGCGUCUUUUUCACAGGCAGCGCAGGGACUGGAAAAUCAUAUCUUUUAAAAAGGAUUGUGGGAGCUUUGCCACCUAAGGGCACAUAUGCCACAGCUAGCACUGGUGUAGCUGCUUGCCAUAUAGGAGGAACCACAUUACAUGCCUUUGCAGGGAUUGGCUCUGGGAAGGCUCCCCUAGAGCAGUGCAUUGAGUUGGCGCAAAGACCAGGAGUUCGCCAGCACUGGGUUAGCUGUCGGCAUCUUGUUAUUGAUGAAAUCUCUAUGGUGGAAGGGGAACUGUUUGACAAGCUGGAAGCCAUUGCUAGGGUUGUUCGAAAGAGGAAUGAACCAUUUGGAGGAAUCCAGUUGAUUGUCUGUGGUGAUUUCUUGCAGCUUCCUCCUGUUGCCAAGGUCAAUCAGUCUACCAAGUUCUGCUUCCAGGGCAAGUCUUGGUCAAAGUGCAUACAGAUGACUAUGGAACUUACAGAUGUGAAACGGCAGUCUGACAGAACCUUCAUUUCAAUCCUACAGUCUAUCCGCAUGGGCAGAUGCACUGAAGAGGUUACUGCCCAGCUGAUUAAGACCGCUCAUAACAAAAUUGAGAGGGAUGGAAUCUUGGCAACACGACUGUGCACUCACAAGGAUGAUGUAGAACUGACAAACGAAAGAAAGCUGCAGCAAUUGCUGGGAGAGACUCAUGAAUAUGAAGCUUUGGACAGUGAUCCUAUGCUCAUGAAAAACAUAGACGCCCAAUGUCCAGUUGGCCACACAUUGCAGCUAAAAGAAGGUGCACAGGUGAUGUUAACCAAGAAUCUGGAUGUGCAACAGGGAUUAGUCAAUGGAGCCCGAGGUGUUGUGGUGGGUUUUGAACCAGGACCCAAAGGAUUGCCUUUAGUGAGGUUUCUAUGUGGUGUCACACAAAUAAUAAAGCCAGAACGAUGGGUCUUCAAGGCUGCUGGUGGGAUCUAUCUGAGUCGACAGCAGUUACCUUUGAAACUGGCGUGGGCCAUUUCCAUUCACAAGAGUCAGGGAAUGUCUCUGGAUUGUGUUGAAAUCUCUCUAGCUCGUGUAUUUGAAAGUGGCCAAGCUUAUGUCGCUCUUUCUAGAGCACGAAGCCUAGAAGGGUUGAGAGUACUUGAUUUUAAUCCUGGGGUGGUCCGAGCUAAUCCAGAUGUUCUUCAGUUUUACAACAAACUCCGAAGGGAGCGUCUACUCAUGCAGGUAGAGUUGAAGUUUAAAGUACCUGCUUUGCUUUAG